AUGGAUUUAUUGGAUGGGAUAGAAGACUAUUCAGCUAGUCAGUUUAAGCCAACUCAAGCUGAUGCUAUGCCUACUACCCAACAAGACAAUGAAAACUCAGAUUCAGAAAGUCCUUCUCAAACACAACCAAACCAAUCAUUACUAGGAUUUGAUUUCAAUAUCACAGCAAUAUCUAAAACACUCAAUUUGGCCAAUGAUAACCGGGAUGAUGAUACACCAAAUCUAAGUAUUUUAGAUAAAGUUAAGAAUAGAUUGUUAGGAGGCGGUGACGCGUCAGAUGAAGAUGAUAAUAACACCAAUCCAGAUGAUGAAGUCCUGGAUAAGACUCAAAAGAUAAUUCACCCAUCUACUAUUUCUGCAUUUCAAUUACUACCACAAUUGGAUGUAGAUGAAAGCGAAUUUUCCAACAAUCUGUCAACACAAAUCAUACCGAAGAUGAAACCAACUCAAAAGAUUGAAACUUCAAGUGAUACACAGGUCAUUCCUAAGCCCAGUGAUAUAGAAAGUUGGUUUAACCCAAAAGUUCAAACACAUGAGAAUGGAAAUACUAUGCCACCAUUGAAAGCUUUAUCUAAGGAAGAACGGGAAGCUAAGGUCGCUCAAUUGGCUGAACAAAAGCGUCGUGAAAGACUUGAAAAGGAAAGACAAGCAUUGGAACAAGAUUUAACUAAGGGCACCAUAACUGAUGAAGAAGAGGAAUUGAAUCAAGAAGCUAAUGACACAGUUGUUUCAUCACAUUUUAAAAGUGAUGGGUUGUCUACCAAAGAAUUGGAAAAGGCACAAGAAUUUUUGAAUAUUCAAAAAAGACAUGUAGAUAUUCGACCUGAAUUUCAAAAAAAAGUUGUCUUUACAAAAGCCAAAUUGUUAUCUGAGUUUUCCGAAGAAGAAGAAGAAGGGGGUUUUGGUUCAGAUGGGAAGACUAUCACCAAAAAUAAAACACCUUCGUCUCCAACAGUUGAGGAAAUAUUGAAAUCAAGUCCAUUUACAUCUCCCGUGAAGGAUGAUCAUAAUGAUGAAAGUGUUUUAGAUUUAUUCAAGAAACCAAGUGAAAGCUCUAAGAAUCCAUUGGAAUUAUAUGCAGAAAGAUUGAAAAAGCAACUUUACAGUUCACCACAAGCUCAAGCUGAUUCUACAUACAAAGUCAAACAUUCUAAGAAAUUAAUCAAUUUAGAUUCUGAUUCUGAUAUUGAUCUUGUAUCUUCAUCUCCAACAAGGAAGCCUCCAGUUUCUAUUGGUACUGGUGGUGUUUCUGGAUCAAAAUUUUCCAAUCGAGCCAAGGAAUUGGAUAAUAUUCCUGAACUUAGUAAAGAACAACGGUUAUUAAUAAAACAAAAAUUUUUGAAAAAGAAAUUCCAAAAUUCCAAAACCAAAGGUAAUCAACUGAAAAAUCUUAAUCUUAAUCAUAAACAAGAUAAUGGGUUUAUGCAAAAAUUACGUGAAAAACAUAUUAAUCAAUUAAAAUUGAAUAAAUUAAAUAAUCCUGAUCAUUUGAUCAUGGAAGAGUUAGAAAAAGAUGAAGAAACAAUGACUUCUUUAUUGGAAAGAGAAAUGGAAAGAGCUAGAAAUAUUAGGAAACGAGAAAAGUUACAAGAACGAGCCAAAUUGGCAUUACUAGAGGGGAAAUGGGGAAUUAAGUCCAAGAAUGAUUCCGAGACUUAUGGUAAUGAAAUCCCUGAAAGUGAUGUAGCUGAUUCUGAUGUGCCUGAUAGUGAUUAUAAUCUGGAUAAUUAUGGAGAUGCACUGGAAGAUGAAUUACCAAAAGGAACUGAAAUUAAUCCUAGAAGUGAUGAUAGUUAUAUGUUUGGCGGUGGUGACAACGCUGAUGGCAAUGGUGAGGAUGAAGGGGUAACUACUACUUUAUCGACACAACCUCAACCAGUUUUCGAUAAUACAUCUUUUAUUGAUAAAAAUGAGGGACUUUUCCAAAAUUUACAACCAAGAACGUCGAAAGAAGAUUCAUUUAUAUCUACACAAGGUGAAGAAAGUCAAUCACAGAUUAAACUUCCCCUUUUCCGAGAUCUUACACAAGGCCCAAUACAAACUCAAGUUGAUGAAGAAGCCACUCAAAAAGAUGAUGUAGCAACGCAAAAGAUUUUAGGUGCCACCCAAAAAAUAGUUGUUCCUACUCAAAAAAUCAAGAACGAUACUCAGAUUAUCAACAAUCUAAAGCUACAACGUCCAGCUAAUAGCGACAGAAAGGUUGAUGUUGAUGACGAUGACGAUGAUAUAAUUACACCUGCAAAUGUUCGUCGUGGUCGUAAAAUGAUCAGGAAUAAUAACAUGAUUAAAAUCGAAGAAGACGAAGAAGAAAUCCUUUCAAAGAGUGACAACGAUCGUGAACAGAAAGAACAAGAGGAGGAAGAUGAUAAUAAUGUUGAUGAUCCAGAAGAAAUACAACGUCGUAUCAAAGAAUAUGAAUUGAAAAUUUGUAAACGAGAAUUAAAAUUACGGAAACGUAGAAAAGAGAUGGAACGUAAAGGGAUGAAAAAUAUUGUUGAAGGAGAAGCUGAAGAAUCUGAAGAUGAAUGGAAAGGAUUAGGAGGAAUUGAUGAAGAAUUUUCUGAUGUUAUUAAUUCUGAAGAUGAAAAAAUGAUUGACAAUAAUUUUAAUAUUGAUUUAAAAAAUGAUGAAAUUCGAUCAAAAUUUAUGGAAGAAUAUCAAAUUAAAGAUCAAAAAGAAUUAGAAAAAUUAUUAGAUGAUAUUAAAAAUCAUCGAUUAAUUAAAAGAGCAGGAGUGAAUUCAAAUGGGUUAGAUAUUGAAAUUAGUGAUGAAGAAGAUCAAUUAUUAGAAGCUUAUAGAAAACAAAAAUUUAUGGAGCAACAACAACGAUUAUUACAAAAUAAAAAAUUGUUUGAAUUAUAUAAGAAUGAAAAAUCUAAAGCGUUUUUCAAAUCAAUUCAAGAUACUGUUGAAGUGAUAAAAAUUGAUGAUAGUGAUGACAGCGAUAUUGAAGACCAGAAUAAUCCAUUUAAUAAAGACAAAAAGAAAUCUGGAUCGGAAACUGAUAAAGAUGAUAAUCAACAAAAGGAGAACGACGACGAUGAUGAUGAUGAUGAUGAUGAUUCAUUAGAUAAAGAAGCACCAAUUAAAAAAACUAUUAAAGUUGAUGAAGCAUUUAUUAGAAAGAAAUUAUCAUUUUUAUAUUCCACUACUGAUGAAGAUAAAUAUGAGCGAUUACAAAGAAUAUCUCGAAUUCAACAUGGUUUAUCUGAUGGCGAAGAAGAUAUUGAUGAUAUCAAUGUAUUGAAAAGCAAAUCUUUCAAUAAUUUAACAAAUAAUAGAUUGACUCCAACUUUAGAAUCAUCACAAGGGGGAUCUAAAAAGAGAGAACAUGAAAAUGACACUGACGUUGACGAAGAAGAAGAAGAAGGAGACGAAGAAUUUAUGCCAGUUUUCAAAAAGCCAUCAAUUGUGAAAUCAUUUAAAUCAUUUCAAGAACAACAAGGUAUUAGUAUUAAAGAUGGUAAACAUCAUUUCUCUGGUGUCACAAUUAGUAAACAAUAUAAAGUUGUUGCUGGAUCUAAAGCUUCAAUUACGUAUAUGUCUAAAAAUAAUAAUCACAGCAAAAAUCAAAUAAAGAAUAUUAGAGAAGAGAAAAUUCAAAAAAGUCUACAUCUGUCCAGAAGUGGAAAUAGUUCAUUUUUCGAUAAUUCAGGUUUUGAAUAA
Messenger RNA from Candida dubliniensis CD36, 3666 nucleotides. It is a transcript of the gene GIN1, whose product is annotated as chromatin-modulating protein. Gene Ontology annotation, biological process: mitotic DNA replication checkpoint signaling; mitotic G2 DNA damage checkpoint signaling; activation of protein kinase activity. Gene Ontology annotation, molecular function: anaphase-promoting complex binding. The coding region runs from base 1 to 3666 and encodes 1221 amino acids. The transcript has a single exon. NCBI's taxonomy places the organism in Eukaryota, Fungi, Ascomycota, Pichiomycetes, Serinales, Debaryomycetaceae. The record is from RefSeq and is a predicted model, not a curated record.